GGCCCCUCCCCGCGCGUAGAUUUGAAAACGGCUUUGUGAAGAAGGAAGAGCAGAGUGUCCGAGGGGCAGAAACAUAAUCAGACAUGGCUCCCAGGAAAAGAACCACCAAACAACGGAAAAACAACCCCAAGUCGGCCAAGCUAGAAGCUUUCCUGGAGGAUUUCGACAGCGAGGUGAAGACCAGAGUUGGACAACUGAAAGAGAAGAUCAACCAGCUGCUGAAAGAUGUUGACAAUAGCUACAACAUGGCACUAAUUAAACUCCCCAAGGCUGUCAGGCUGAUGCCCUGGUUAGAGCAUUGCAAGUCUGAGAAACCCAAGCCACCAGAGCUGAGUGAUACAAAGAGAGAAGAGGAAGCUGCUAUUGUUGAGAGCGUUGUGGCUGAGGAUCAUGCAGUCCUUCUGAAAUCAGUCAAGAAAACAUCAAAGAAAAAAGGCACAGUUAAAUCCAGUUCAGAUGAUGAAAACACCCCAAGCACAACAAGAAAGGGGAAGGCUACAAGAAAGCCCCCAACUACAUCAAAAAGAGCAAAGGCACUGGCUGUCAGCAAGCAGAGCACCUCCAUUAGACGAUCGACCAGGAAGCCGUUGGUGACUCCUGCCAGGAGCAUGCUGGAUUCUUCUUUGAUGAUGGGACCCACUCCCCUUGUCACCCCACGCUUUGACCCCAGGCUUCCCAAGACCCCUGCUGUGAGAGUUCCCCGCCACAAAGAGAGGGUCUACAGCAUUUCAGUCAACGGCUCUCCCAUUUCAGCAGGAAAUGAGGACAUUGUCAUCAACGUCCCCAUCGGCAAUGGAGAGAGCAUUCAGCUGUUGGCCAGCCAGAUGGACUCAGUGGACCUAUCACUGCUGGAUGAAACUGCCCUGAAGAGCAUUCGACUGCUGCAGAAUCGCCUCACAACACUGUGUGAAAAGUCAGAGUGACCAAACUGAGAAAGGAAAACGGGUUGGCCAAGUUAUAAGGACAUUUUUUACUGGAAAUUGGGUUUGAAAAAGUGGUGGGGUUGUCUUAUAUACUUAUAUAUACCAUCAGAUAUUCUUUUUGAAGGGGGAGAGUACAAGUGUAACUACUGUUUUUCACAGAGUGUCACAGUUUAUUUUGUUUAUAGCCUCAGUGUCUCUUUUUUUCUCCCAUUCAUAAUAUCUUUCACAGUUAACCAGCCCUUAAGUGCAGGAGUCUGAUGUAAGUUUUUCUGCCCAACUCCCGCACUCCUACUCCACCAUGGCACCUGAAAACAAGGGAAAACCCUGUUGGGCUAAAUCCUUGAGGGAAUUCUGCCUGGUGUGUGUCUCGUUUUAGUGCUGUUCCAGUCUUUUGCCAGUCAGACUUGUGAAGUCAAGAUUUUAGAAGUUCUACCUUUACAAGCCCAACAAGACUUGUAAGAUUAUUUCAAACAGAACCAUUUACAAUCAACAUUUACCUUACAAAUACAAUUUUCCAUUCAUUCUUUGAUUCUUUUGUAAAUACGCUCUAAUCCUGUUUUUUUUUUUUGUGUUUCAUUUUGUUACUGUUGAACUCAACAAUCGUCCAUGUUUCUAGAAAGCAGCUUCAUUUACGUUAUCAGUGCGAAUACAUACUUCAUGUACAUAGUUUAAUCUUUCUGUCUGCAAAACUGAUAAAGGAUUUUGACUACA
Messenger RNA from Toxotes jaculatrix (banded archerfish), 1634 nucleotides. It is a transcript of the gene cdca8, whose product is annotated as cell division cycle associated 8. The coding region runs from base 84 to 923 and encodes 279 amino acids. The record is from RefSeq and is a predicted model, not a curated record. Gene Ontology annotation, biological process: mitotic sister chromatid segregation. The transcript has 11 exons. Gene Ontology annotation, cellular component: chromosome passenger complex; chromosome, centromeric region; spindle midzone. NCBI's taxonomy places the organism in Eukaryota, Metazoa, Chordata, Actinopteri, Toxotidae.